UGUAUGUUUGAUCUGGGCACAGAUCAAGCAGCUCUUUCAUCAGCUACAGAAUCACUUGAAGCACAAAGACGCGCUGAUGGGGCAGUUUGCGUCCAAACGUAACUUAACUGCCGGGGGGGCGCACUCUUCCACCAAUGAGGAGGGACCUCCCAGGUACUCCUCACACCACUUUGAUGGCAGCUCCGUGAAUGGAGGCAAUGGGCUCCGAAUCCCUCCCACCAUUGUCGUCUCCGAUGAGGAGUCCAGCACAUCAGAGCGUCGCGGCUCCAGGGCAGAGCUGCGCAGGUCCUCCGUCUACAGCACGAUGGACCUGGUGCCCCAGCUGGAACAUUACGCCAAUUCUUUGCCACGCCAGACGAUAAGGAGCAGGCCGUCUCUUGAAACCCUGCGCAAGACAUUUGAGGUUGUGGAGAUCGGAAUGGACGGAACGUCCACCUCUGACUCAGGCAGCCUGCCGGCACCAGAUAUGGAAAACGAAGAGUCUGAAGGUCCCCAGGAAAAAGCUCCAGUCAGAUUUGGCUGGAUAGUUGGCGUCAUGGUCCGCUGCAUGCUGAAUAUUUGGGGCGUUAUCUUGUUCCUGCGUCUGUCAUGGAUCACGUCUCAGGCCGGCAUUGUUCUGACUUGUGUAAUUAUCUUGAUGUCCGUGGUGGUGACCUCUGUGACUGCACUGUCCAUCUCUGCUAUUGCCACCAAUGGGAGGGUGGUAUCAGGCGGAGCAUAUUUCAUGAUCUCCCGUACGUUGGGUCCUGAAAUCGGAGGACCAAUUGGAGUGGUGUUCUCCUUUGCAAACGCCCUGGCGUGUGCACUCAACACUGUUGGUUUCGCAGAGGUGGUUCGUGAUUUGAUGCAGGAAUUUGGUGCCGUCAUGGUGGAUUCAGUCAAUGACGUUCGCAUUGUGGGCGUAGUCACAGUCACGAUUCUUCUUAUGAUUUCACUGGCUGGAAUGGAGUGGGAGUCCAAGACCCAGAUUUUAUUCUUCUUAGUGCUUUUGGUGUCCUUCGCAAACUAUUUUGUUGGCACCGUAAUCCCUCCAAAUGGUGACAAGCAGGCUGUCGGCAUCUUCGGAUACCGAGGUGAUGUUUUUGUCGAGAACCUCACACCAGACUGGCGGGGCUCUGAAGGAAGUUUCUUCCAGAUGUUCGCAAUUUUCUUUCCUGCUGCCAUUGGCAUUCUGUCUGGUGCCAACAUCUCUGGAGAUCUAAAGGACCCUGCAACAGCUAUCCCAAAGGGUACAUUGAUGGCAAUUUUUUGGACAACAUUGAGCUACCUGGGGGUAGCAGUAACUGUCGGGUCAUGUGUGGUGCGGGACGCCUCUGGGAAUACAAGUCACAUCCUGACGGGAAACAACACAGACGGUUGCGUGGGACUGGCGUGUAACUUGGGUUGGAACUUCACAGACUGUAGCCAGUCGCAGACCUGUCGAUAUGGACUCGCCAACAGCGUCAAGGUUCUUGGACAAGUCUCUGGUUUCUACUACCUCAUCACUGCGGGUGUCUUUGCUGCCAGUUUAUCUUCUGCUCUAGGUUUUCUUGUCUCUGCACCAAAAGUCUUUCAGUGUCUGUGCAAGGACCAAAUAUACCCUUAUAUCAUUUUCUUUGCGAAAGGUUAUGGGAAAAACAACGAGCCAUUUCGAGCUUAUGUACUCUGCUACCUUAUUGCUAUAGCCUUCAUCCUUAUCGCUGAGCUUAACACCAUCGCUGCCCUCAUCUCUAAUUUCUUCCUUUGCUCCUACUGUCUGAUUAAUUUCAGUUGUUUUCAUGCGUCCAUCACCAAUUCCCCUGGCUGGAGGCCGUCCUUCCACUACUACAGCAAAUGGACGGCUCUGUUUGGAGCGGUCAUAUCCGUGGUGCUGAUGUUCCUGUUCACCUGGUGGGCUGCUCUGAUCACCUUCUGCAUCAUCUUCUUCCUCUUCGGAUACGUCAACUACAACAAACCAAAGAUAAACUGGGGUUCGUCGGUCCAGGCAGGCACAUACAACAUGGCCCUCUCUUACUCCGUCUCUCUGACCGGAGUGGAGGAUCAUGUGAAGAAUUUCAGGCCCCAGUGUCUCGUCCUGACUGGUCCUCCAAACCAGCGGCCCGCACUGGUGGACUUUGUCGGCUCCUUCACGAAGCACAUCAGCCUCAUGAUCUGUGGCGAUAUUAUACUGGAGCAGGACAGGAAGACGCGUCCUCAGGACGACACAAACAGUUUGGUUAAGUGGAUGAACAAGAGGAAGGUGCGGUCGUUCUACACUCCCCUGUCUGCUGACAACUUAAGGGCUGGAACUAAGCAGCUGCUUCAGGCGUCCGGUCUGGGUAAACUGAAACCCAACACUCUCGUUCUGGGCUUCAAGUCCAACUGGAUGGACAGUGCUCCGGACAGCAUUGAGGACUACAUCAGCACCAUUUAUGAUACGUUUGACUCCAACUACGGUUUGUGCAUCUUGAGGAUGACGGAUGGACUGGAUAUCUCUGAUGAUUUAGAAUUUGAAGUCAACCAGGGCUUUGAGGCCGAUGAAAACGUGGACAAUCUGGACCAGCAGGCCAACGAGGAGGAAACGGCUCCUCCUCAUCUUGCAGCUGAUGACAUGUCUGACGAAGGCAGCAGUGAUCAGAUCAAGACCGUGUUUCAAAACGACCAGGGAAAGAAAACCAUUGAUGUCUACUGGAUCGCAGACGAUGGAGGUCUGACUCUACUGGUGCCCUACCUGAUCACCAGGAGGAAACGCUGGCGCCGAUGCAAGGUCCGGGUUUUCACCGUGGGCGACGAACAAAACAUGCAGGAGGCUCGCGAUGAGAUGAUGGCUCUGCUGAACAGGUUUCGUUUGRACAUUAGUGAUGUUAUAGUCAUGACAGACAUUGAGAAACAACCUCAUCCAAAGAGCUUGAGCAGGUUUGUGGACAGCGUCGCCCCCUUCAGGCUACACGAUGGACAGCAGGAAGGCAUCUCAGUGCAGGAGCUGAGACAAAACGCUCCCUGGAAGAUAUCUGACAAACAAUUUGAGGCCUUUAAGCUGAAGUCUGAGCGAAAGGUGAGGCUGAAUGAAAUCAUUCGGAAGAAUUCUCAACAGACUGCUCUUGUUCUAGUGAGCCUUCCAGUUCCUCAAAGCGAUUGUCCCAGCGCUUUGUAUAUGGCCUGGCUGGACACUCUGACGUGUGGCCUUCACUGCCCCGCCGUGUUGAUACGAGGAAACCAACAGAACGUCCUCACAUUCUACUGCCAGUAAAACUAGCGAUGAACCGAUCCACAUUCUUUCACUUCCGAUAACGAUAUCGAUAUCUGAGGUUUAGCAUCGCCCAAUAAAUUGACUACAUUAGUGAAAAAGUGAAAAGUAAACUGCAACAAACCUUCUUUAACCCUUGUGAGUGCGAGGACUGAGGCAAACGUAGAGGACUGUGGCAAAUAAUACAAGUUUUACGUGUGUGGGGUCGGUUAGACCCCAUUUCCACACAUAAGGGUUAAAAUGGUUCAGAAACUGCAGCUUGUAAUUUUAAAUGCAAUAUAAAAUUAAUAUAAUAAAGAACCACGGCGCUCAGAGCACAAAGCAUAGAAUUUCCUGAUCUAUGAACCGGACACAUUGUCGCCGAUACCUUAUCUAGAAUUUGUUUUGUUUUUUUAUAUCGGAACUGAUACCGAUAUGUAAUAUCGGAUCAGAGCAUCUCUAAGUGAAACUUCAUGUUUAUUGAUGGGAUUGCAAUAGGAAUGAAGAACUGUUCUGUAAAUAAUUAUACAUGAAUAAUAGUGAGAUGAAAUGUCGAAAUAUGUGUAUGUCUGUAAUAUUAUUACAAAAAAGAGACAUGGCUAACACUAUAGAAAAGGUGUUGUAGCUCCUGCUGGAGUAAAAUGAGUUAACAAUGCAUAGAUAUGCAGUAACUUCAUAUAGUGAAUUUAUUUUUCUUCUUGUGGAUCUUAAUUUUGGAUUUCUGUUCAACCAAUAGUUGAGUUUCUUGGUUCUUAAAGAGGAAGAGAUGAGAACCAGACUCAAAAAUACACAGGAGUGUUUUAUAGGAUCCCGUUUGCCUCACAUUCUAGACUUAAAAUGUAAAAAAAAAACACAUCCUGAAGAAGCUUGAAAAGAAGUAUCAAAAAGUCAAAAAAAUAAAUAUAUGUAUAGAAAUGGUUAGGUCAUGAAUAAAAUUAAUCAAUACCUACUUCAUACAAGAUUUUACUGACAAUCUUUGGUCCUGAUUUUAAGGAAGUUCUGAUAAUCUUGGUGCUCUUGAGACAAACUUGAAAGAUAUUCCUGCUGUCUCGUCUUGAGCCAAUACUGCAGCAAGUGUUCUUUGAGCAAUAGGAAGGUUAUUAUCACUAUAAAAACUGAAAUAUAUUCAGGGAAUUUGGCUUCCAUUCUCUUUAAAUGCCACAUAAUGUGACUCCAGAAGUCAUACGGUUUGGUUGGCAAAAACAUUUUAUUUUUUUUGCCAUUUUUUUGUUCAAAUAUUUUUUUAUUUGAAUUGUUAUCAAUUGAGCACAUACGGUAACUGUAGCAAUGUAUAAAUGUUCAUAUUAUAAGUACGGUCAGGGGUUGUGUCUUUAAUUCGUAUAUGAAAUACACUUUGUUGAUGUGAAAGCUCUGCUAAAGGAACAAAAAUGAUUAUUCAAACAAUAGAAAAUGUCAGUUAAUUCAACAGUUAAUGGCUUUAUGUGUUUUUCUGUUUCUAAAUUUAUAACAAUGCACUAGUACUUGUACAUGUAUAUUUUGGCUGUGUACAUUUUUUUUUUAAAUAUUAAAUACAGAGACUUUUUGUUGUGUA
Molecule: messenger RNA, 4736 nt
Organism: Poecilia reticulata (guppy)
Lineage: Eukaryota; Metazoa; Chordata; Actinopteri; Cyprinodontiformes; Poeciliidae
Source: RefSeq, a predicted model, not a curated record